CCCGGCCCCGGCCCCGGCCCCGCCGCCCCAUGACGCCCAGCGGGCGCCCCUUGGGGCCCCGCCGCUCCCCCCAGGCCUGGACUGUGAAUUUGGUUGCGAUGGAGACCGUGUCCCUGGAGCACCAGAUCCAGAGUGUGCAGCGGCACAUCGCUUUCCUGAAGAAGGAGCAGAUGGAGCUGCUCCAUGACCUGCACCUGGAGAUCCUCCGCUUGCAGAAGCACUGCUCAGAGCUCACCCAUGACCUGGAAAUGAAAGAGCUGGAGGCCCGCCAACAAGAUGUCCUGGACCGCGAGCUGGAGGAGAAGUGCCGGGCGAUGGAGGCCCAGCUGCAGGAGAAGGAGAAGGACAACCUGGAGCUGCGCAAGGAGCUGCAGCACAAGGAGACGCUGGUGGCCGCGCUGCGCUCCAGCCUCCGCAGCAAGGAGCGCCGGUUCCUGGAGGAGCUGAAGCGCCGGAGCCACCGCGUCACCAUCCUCGACACCGAGCUGCAGAAGCAGACGGAGGCGGCCGCCUACCUCUCGCUGCAGCUGCACGCCACGGCCCAGCGGCUGCCGGGCCCCCGGGCGGGCGGGCGGCCGCCCCCCGAGCAGCCCCCGGCCGAGGGUCGGCCCCGGCGCCGCGGCCACAGGCCGCCCGCCCGGCGCCCGCCCGGGGACGGCGGCCGGCCCAGGGACCCCGCGCAGGAGGAGCACGACGCCAUGCCCGACCCGGCCCUGUUCCUGUACACGCCGCGGCCGCACGGCCCGCAGCGCCCGCCGCCGGAGCCCCCGGGCCAGCCCCGCGCCUCGGCCGGCGCCGCCGCGGCCGCCCGGGGCCAGCGGCACCCCCGGCAGGAGCCGGCGGCCAGGGCCAGGUCGGCCAAGGGCGAGCCCGGCAAGAGGCAGGGGUCCGGUGCCCACGGUGCCCCCCGGGCCCAGGAGUAGGCGGCGAGGGGACGGCGCGGCCCGACCGGCCCGGCAAGGCCGGAGCGCGGCGGCACCGGGGCGGGCGCGGGCCGAGGUUCUUUCCCCCGGCCCCUCGGUGGAGCGGAAGGGGCGGCCGAAAGCGGAGCCCUGCCCGCGCCUCCCACCCAGCGGCAGCCAGGAAGGGUCCCCUCUGCCCGAAAGGUCUGAGCCGGGGAUGUUACCGGCAAUGCUGCGGGACCGGGGAGCAUCCAGCACCCGGGCUGGGAAGGGGACGCGUCCGAGCGCCUGUCCGGAGCUUGCGAGGAAAAAAGAGAAGAAAGAAAGAAGAGGAAGCAUUUUUGAAAUGAGAUUUUUCCUGGUGCUGCUGCUGCCCUCGGUGGGUGCCGGGUUGCUUUCCCUGGCCCGGGGUGCUGGGAGUGGGCGUGCAGCAGCAGCAGGCUGUGCAGCACAUGGCUCGGCGCCGCGGGAUGAGCCCAGCCCGGCCUCCAGCCCUGGCAUCACCGGCACCGGGCACUGGAGAGGGCCCAGGACAUCGCCAGGAAGGUUCUCCAGGACGCAGGCAGCUGCACGAGGUCGACCCUGUGGGUGACGGAGGGAUCCCCUUCCGCAAGGACAGUGCUGCUGUGCUGGCCAGGCCCUGUCCCACGCUCCCCUGUGCAGCGGUUUGGCUGUCUCCAGCACGGAUUUCCCCUCAGUCACGUUCACACGCAGGACUCGGACAAGGCAGCUGGAGAAGUGCCGAGAUUGGCAGUCCUGCUGCACGCUCCGUGGCUCCUCGGCCGCUGCAGCCGGGCCCCACGUGCUGCUGGAGCAGGGCUGCACCCUGUGCCCCCUGCACAGGGCUCUCCUCGGCACCAGCAUUUUGGUUCUCAGUCACAUCCACAGCCAGGCCUGGGCUUGCUGCUGAGGGCUGAGCGGCCCCCGGUCCUCCCCCAUGGCCUCCCACCCCUCUCAGCACAGCGGCCGUAGGCAGCUGCCUUCGCCCCGCUGGGGCAGCCUCGCCCCAUUUCCAACCACACUGCCAGCUUUACAAUCACACCCUGGGUGUUGUGAAACAGCGCUAGGAGGGGACGGCUCUGCGGCCAGGCAGGGCAAAGGUCACUCUGCUCCGCUGCUGUCAGACCUGUGCUGCUCAGGGCGACUCGAGGAGCAGGUUUCGCCCUGGCAUGUGGGCUGCCAGCCUGGCUGGCCCAGCCGGGACUCGGCCCCUGCCUGCAGCCAGCGCCCUGCCAGGCUGGUGGGCAGCAGCCUCCCGCAGGACCCUCACUGCCUCCGCAGCUGGUGUGGGCAGGAGGGAGCUGCAGGGUGAGAUCAGACCCCAUUUCCUUCCAAUUCAGUUUGAAACCUCUUGAAAGACAUCACCCUCAUAGACUAGCGAGGCUUGGCCUGCCCGCACUCACCCUCAGUGUGCCUGCGCAGUCAGAGCUGUCUAUUUUUGUAGUUCAAUAUUUAUAUACUCUAUUAAAAUGCUUUAUGAGAUUGACAGCAGCAGUCGCCAACCAGCUCUUUGGUAAAAACAAACCCCAAAGCAUAUGAGCUGCACUAGCAGGGCAGAAAUUAGCAGCUUUUGUACCUUUUCUCUGGCUGUUAUGUGACUAGUCAGGCUUUGGAGGACAAGACCCCUCGUGCUCUCCCAGGGCACCCCUGAGGCUUUGGACUCCCCAGCUGCUCCCAUGGUCCCUAACACACCCCUGGGUUUGGGAAAGAGCCCAGCAAAGCCACACUGGGCAGGGCCCCCCUCACAGUGCUCGGGCAGCAGCCUGGCUUGAAGCCAGGCUGAGGUGUGCAGUUCCUGGAGCACGAAACCUCUAGUGGGAGAUGUUUGUAGCCCCUGAGGUAUCUGGAGCUGCUGCCUCGGCGCUGCAGAGCCCCCAUGGGCCCCCAGCUCUCCUCCCAGACUGCCAGAGCCGAGGGAGGCUGCAGGGAGCCCGGCAGGGUGCUCACAGGCCGUGGCUGCAGAGCUCCACGUGCCCAAGUUGCCCGCACAGGUUCUGCAGGUGCAGGGCAGCACGGGGGGCUCUGGUAGCGCCCCGCUGGGCUCUGAGCACCGGGAGCAGUUACACGGGGGAGAAAAGCCCUGAGCUCCCCGGCAAGGCUGCAGAAUGUUCCUGCCUGUUUCCCUCUGCACGGUGACCCGGGCGGGCUCUGCCAGCCCCAGCUCCAGCCCCGGGGUGAGCUGGGUGUGCUGGGCCCUGCUGCCACCCACCCACGGGGGCAGUGAGGGGAGGUUUGUGAGGGGAGCAGCCCCAGGGCUGCAGCGUCACAGUCCCGGCAGUGCUGUGCCCGUGAGGUGCUAUUGGCCUCUGGAAAUUGCUGUUUCUCUCAGGUUCUGAGAGGUUCUACUGCGGAUCUGUCCUCUCGUAGGGUGAAAAAGGCAAUGCCUGUCCCUGUGUGCUGUUGCUGCAGCUGUGGUGUGCACAGCUGCUUCCCAUCCUUCCUAGACAAUCCUGAUAGACACAGUAUGUGGUAAGCACAUUUCUCUCUGUGCACCUCAAUAAAAAAUCCUGAGAGAGAGAGAAAUGUGCUUGCCACACACAGUAUGUUGCAUCUUUAUUACAAACUUCUUCAUGAGAUCACGGUGUUUAUGACUGAGCAUUGAAAAGUGUAGGGAGAAGUAUGAUCCUUCUCCUGUGUAAAUACCUUCCUAGCAAUCAUCAUCCGUAGUGCCUAGUAUGUAAAUGAAGCAACCCUGUCUGAGCUGCAGGGCCCUUUCCUCUCCACCAGUAAUUAGCAGCUUGCUCAAGGAGUUGAUCUCAUUCCGGUCCCCCAUGCUGGUCCCUCCCCAGCUGGGCAGGUCUGGAGCCCCGGGCCGGGCAGGCAGAGCCGCCUGCAGCAAGGGGGGUUCCCAAAGGGAUGGAGAGCGAGCACGCCAGUUCCCCCCUUCAUGCCAAUGUCAUGUGCUUGGAAAUGAGUUGUCAGGGUGAGCCCUGCACUUUUCCUUGGGCACAUUUGCCUUGGAGCAGGAAGGAUCAGCUCUUGCGUGCUGUACCUGCUUCAGUCACUGCUGCUUUUCUUAGGGGGGAGGGAAGCUCUAGAGAUACUAUAUAUACACUUAUAUAUAUAUAUAUAUAUACACACACACAUACAUGCACUUGUUUUGAAGGGAAAACACUGUAUGAUUGUAAUAGAAAUAACGUUGAGAUAAAUUAUUUUAAUCUUUGUAUUUAUAUAAAAUGAUCAAAGAGAUCAAAAUGAUAAAAAAAAAAUCAAAAAGACAGUAUUCCUAUUUUUUACUGAGAAGGCUGCUGGAGCCUCCGGGAGCCUGAGAGCCGCUGGGGCCCAGGCAGGGCCUGCCCUCCCCUCCUGGAGCAGGGGGCUCUCAUAGACUCCCCCCCUGGCACUGUAAGCUAGCCCUUAGCCUGUAAGGUGUAACAGGGACCUGUAGGUGCAUUCAGUCUGUGCUCUGCACUCCUCGGGAGUCCAAAGGGCGCACACAGCUCCAACCUGGGAGCACAGACUGAGGAGCGCCGACACCGACGGAACGGGCAGUGUUUGAUGUUGACUUGUAAAGCUUAAUGAUUAGACUGGAAAUGGAAGCAUAGCAAUAACGCUCGGUUGUUAAACAACGUCUUGUGUGUGUAAACCACCACGUGCUGAGAGCUGUCUACAGACUAACAGCCGGGCUCCUCUCCUCUGCACCCCCUUUCGCUCUGUAGCUCUGCAGAGGUGUAUGGGUUUGAUGUGUUUGGUUUGCUAAUAUCUCUUUUCCUUAUUGUUAUUGUUAUAUUAUUAUUAUCAUCAUUAUUUUUCCUAAUGCUAUCUGAGAAAGUGAUGUCUCAAAUGCACCUUCUGAGAAAGUGAUGUCUCAAAUGCACCUUGCAGCAGGUGUGAGGUGAGCAGUGGGUGUGGGAAGAUGCACUCACUGUGGCAGAGCCAGUCCUGGCAACGGGGUGCGUGCUCCCCUGGACUUACUCUAACCCUGGGCAGAUUAGUCAGGAAGUUCUUCUUGACCCUGUUAGCUAAAAAAGCCAUAUUUUCUGAAUGUGUUUGCUAGGGCUAAUCUAAGCACUCCCAGCCGUGUCCUUCCCAUCCCCACUAGGCUCCCAGCCUUCCCACUGCUGCAUGGCUCUGUGCUGAGACAUUCUGAACUGGGGCCGGGCCCUGCUGGCUUCCCAGGGGAAGCUUUCUGUGAAUCGCCUUAUGGCAGGCAAAGCCAGGUUCAUGGCCCAGCUGAUGGCUGCUCUGGGGGGACUGAGGGGUGCUCUUUCCCGCCUGCCCAGGAGAGGUGGCAGUGACACAGCAAGAAACAUCCUGCCUGAAGUGGCUGGAGCCAGCGGUGUGAAGGGAUUGCUCUGCUUUUCCCAAGUUCUCCCCAGGCUCUCCACACUAGGAAGGUAAAUCAGCAGCACAACAAGGGACUUUCAUUUCUGGGGGUUAGGUGAACCUUUCAGAGUCCUUGUGUACAGCCUUGUGAACUGGCUCCUGCUGCCCCAAUGAAGCUGCACCAUCCUGCCUUUCCUAGAGCACCAGCCCUCACGUCCCAGCAGCCCUGAUGAGCCAGUCUGGCUGCAGUGACGCUGCAGCCGCCUCGCUGCACGCCUGUUCUUGUCACCCUCUUGCUCUGUCGGCGCCUGGCUGCCAACAGCACGGGAGAGAACUCCCUUGCGCUUCUGGGUUGCCUCACGCAGGUAUCUGAGGUCUGUGGAUAAGAUCAGCAGUGCCAGUGCCGGCUGGGGGAGCAGCAGGAGCUCAGGAUCGAUGAGCACAGCAGCUGUGGAGGAGCCACCAGACACCACGGCCAGUUAAAGCACAAGGAUCAAAGCACCUCGCUGCCAGAGCUGCCCUUUGCUCCCCAGGGCCCCAUUUCUGCCUCCGUGUCCUCCUUGCCAGCCCUGGCCCUGCAGGGACGCUGCUGUCUCAGCCCCAUGAAGGGAUGGUGCCUCUGGGCAGGACACGGAGGGUGACACUCGGUACUGCCACCACAUCCAAUCCCUUCAUCUCACCCUCCCCUUCCUCGCACCUUCGGGCAGGAACAGGGGGGUGAAGCUGCCGGUGUGUGAGAGGUGCACCCAACCCACACCCAAACGGUGCCUGGCCCUCCCUGGCCAGGGUGUGGUUGUGCCUCCUGGCUCUUCCCGAUAGAUUUCAGUCAUCUCGCAGCUUCCAAGAAAGCUCCCCUUUCCUGUUGUUGCAAUUAUCACAGGAAUUAGACUAUCAGGCCCUGGGAAUGCCCCAGACCUUUGCAUGUCUGAAGCAGCAGACCCUUUCUGCCCAGGGGCUGUGGGUACAGCACUGAGCUGCAGCCCCCUCGCCCCGCAAGCACCAGCCCUGUCUGUAUGGUUCAAGGUCACUGUCACCCCAGUGGGGUGGGGACAUCACCUCUGCCUGGCCAGAGCUGUGCUGGGACGCCUGGGAGGGCUCUGGCAGAGAGAUGAGGAGGGCAGCACUUCUGGUCUCAGCUCCCCUGGUCCCCGAGCAGCUGUGGUUUCGUUGGAGCACAAAUAUUGUCCUUGGCUGAGUUUGUGAAGCUCAGUGAGAACAAUAAACGCCUGUGCCUCGUGCUGGGGAGCACCGCCACAGAGGGACAGAUGCCAAAGGUUUGACACUGCUCUGCUUUAUUUGAAUGUUCAUUUUGCUACAUGUCACCGUUUUUUGCCAGGAUGAUAUUCAUGUUGACUUUGCUUUUUAACCAAGUGCUUUUCAGAAUGUGUUAACACCCAGAGACUAGAGUAUGGAGCUGUACUUUAGAAGUUGUUGUAAUAUGCCUUUUUCUUAAUAAAGAGACUGAAAUCUGCAGGGUGGUACUGUCCUACCCCAGAAUGCAGGACCUCCAGCCACAAAGCAGAAGCAUCUCUGUCUCUGGCCCAGGACUGGCUCCUACCUCACUCCCCCAGAGCUCUUCCACAGCUCUGGGGAGUCCUCAGAGUGACACCCCAGUUCUUACAGGGGGCCUGCAGGUAGAUGGGGGGAUCAUAAUGAGGAUCUGGCGUGCCAGGCCAAGGAGGAAUGGCUUCCCACUGCCAGAGGGCAGGGUUAGAUGGGAUGUCGGGAAGGAAUCGUUCCCUGUGAGGCUGGGGAGGGCCUGGCACAGGUUGGCCAGAGAAGCUGUGGCUGUCCCCACAUUCUUGGAAAUGUUCAAGGCCAGAUUGGACAGUGACAUGGAGAAAUGGGAAAUAAAGUCUCCAAUCAGUUUGGUUAGAAAGUUGACAUUAUUCAGCGCUGGGUACAUGGGGGAUUGUUCCACCUAACAUGUAUGGCAAUUAUCAAAACUUUUAACAAUUGAUACAUUUCAGAAAACAAAGGAAUUAGUGUUCAUUGGCUACCAAUUACUUAGUCCUCUUAUUAAUUAGUAUUCUCUAUUGGUUAAUGAUUCCCUGCUUCCCAUGCUGAUUAGUCUUUACCUUUUUUUUGGGUCGGUUGAUUUCUAGAAUCAGUGGUCUGUGGGUUGAUGGCCACAUACCCCCCCAUCAGAAUUCCCUUCUACCCAUUUGGAGCUGAUUUCAGCACAAUCGCUGAGUUAGUUUUAUUAGUUAUUCCUUAUCUUGGGAGUCUUGCCAAAUGUCCUUGUGGCCCGUAAAUUCUGCACUCUUUGUGUCCAUUAGUGGUAACAUCCUUCCUCCCAAGCUAUGCUAACUUCGUCCCCCAGUUCUUACAUCACUGAAUCAUGUCAAGCCCUAAACUUUGUUUUUGUAACACGUGGACAUCACUUACAGCUUGCUUGUUAGCUACUAUGUGUUUCAUGGAUUAAAUAUCCCUUCUUGUUGGUUAGGCUUGAAAGUUACAAAGAUCAAACGUUAAAGGACAUCCUUUCUUAAGAAAAUUUGUUUGGUUGGAAUUUUUGUUUUGUUUUGCUUGGGGGUUUUGAUGUUUUUGUUGUUGUUUUUGUUUGGUUUGGGUUUUGUUUAUUUGUGGGUUUUUUUUCCUAUCACCAACCAUUAUUUGUUACAAUUAAAGAUUUUCCCGACAUUUCC
Molecule: messenger RNA, 7816 nt
Organism: Vidua chalybeata
Lineage: Eukaryota; Metazoa; Chordata; Aves; Passeriformes; Viduidae
Gene: CCDC92B
Product: coiled-coil domain containing 92B
Exons: 4
Coding region: 30-923 (297 amino acids)
Source: RefSeq, a predicted model, not a curated record